AGGAGGAGAUGAAAGUCCAAGCACUGCUUCUUGUGUGGGCAAUUACGAUCCUGUGCUUGGUUUCAUACACUGCAGGAUUUUCCCAUGGGGCCAGUCUUUCGGCUUGUACUGAUAUGAGGCCCAAACAUAUCAGAGCUCACCUUCAGAACCCACAAAAUAAAUAUAUUACCAUCCACACCAAUAUGUCUUUUUUCCCGGGUGAUAAAGUACCAGUCACAGUUAGGAGCACACGUGAUUUCAUGGGCUUUAUGCUCCAGGCUCGCAGAGUACUGAAUGAUCAAAUUGCCGGCACUUUUGUGUACAUUCCUCCCAGCUCCAAGCUACUGAACUGUUUUGAAGAAGGCGACACUGUCACCCAUUCGGACAAGUCACUAAAAAGAAACUUAUCCUUUGUGUGGAAAGCACCAGAUCAGCCCAUUGGAGACAUCAGAUUCUUUUUAUCAGUCGUCCAGUCAUACUUUGUUUACUGGGCACGGAUUGAAUCUUCCACUGUGUCACAACAAACACAAAACAAAACCGCUACAGAAAAUAGGGUAGCCUCUACUGCCGUAAAGCCCAUGCCAUCUCAGAAGCCUAGUGAUCAAAAAACAUCACUUACUGCAAGCAAAGAAAGUACUACACUUGACACUCAGGAGUCAUCAUUUACACCUAGCAGCCAAACGUGGGUUGCAGCAACAUUGGUUUUGGAUCCAGUUUACAGCAGACAACAAGUCUCUGAGCCCCUUGAAAAUGGGAGGCUUCUAUCUCAGUUCCUUGCAAACCUGGUCACUUCACAAGCUAUCAGUCACAGCAGAAAAACACCAAUGAAUGGAAGUGACACAGAUGGUGAUCUCACACUGGAGUCAUCACUUCAGUUCCGGGAUCUCAGCUUCAUUGCUCAAGAUUAUUCCUCCAGCCACAGCUCCUACAACGGGACUGAAAAUAUUUCAACUGUUCCUGUGUCACUACUGUGCUUGACAUGUAAGGAAGGCAUGGAGGUGCCUUCUGAACAAACUGAGACAAGUAUAAGUACGUCUACUCCACUCAUUACAGCUUCUGUGUUGGUCCAACUUGUGGAUUCUCCAAUGCUUGCAGACAUGGGGAAGAUACCAGGGGAUUUGUCUAUUGAAGAGGAUUUAGAUGUCUACCAAAGUUUAUCAACUGCUCUGAUGCAAAUGGCAGAGAAGCAACCAAUGACAGAAAACGCAUCAGCAAAAUUCCUGCCUCAUGCAGAAGUCACAACCUCUCCGCAGGAGGAAAAGGGCAAAAGGGAUAUUUCUAGGAACCCUCUCCUGAAGGUAACAAGAAAGGCCAAAGCUACUGUUUCAAGAGGAGGAGGGCGAGAGAAAGAGCCACAGCUGGUAGCUGCUCAACUGGGUGUUCUCCUCGGAUGUUCUGCUGUCCUUGGCAUGGUGCUGGCUAUCACUUUACGCUGCAUCCAUUCCCAGUAUUGUCACAAGCGUACUGAAGUCUCCUUUAGUGAGCCAGACAGCAAUGUCAUUGCACUUCAAGAGAAUGGGGAGAUGAUGCAUUUCAGAAAGAUACGAGAAAACAGCUUUGUCUUGGUACAGGCAGAGUACAACUGGAUCAGUCCAUCAGGCAGUGGGAAAAAAGGUGCUAUCUAGUUUUUAGAGAAUCUGCCAUCUUCACUGUCACCUGCACUUAAAGCUGUGGUAAAAAUUAGUAAGAACAUAGGAGACAAAGAUAGUUGCAUAUAACCAUGUAAGCAAAAAUCCUCAAUGCAUGUAUGUUUUGGUUACAGUACAGAUGCAUCUUAACUACUCUACAGAUGUUUUGAAAUGUAGAUGUUCUUAGUUUCAGAAAUCAUGGAAAUAUGCAUAGGCAUUUUGUUAAAAGUGUUAUCCAUCCUUAGUGCAAUUAAUAUUGCAUACCUGCUCAUUAAAUGGGGUUGUUGUAGCCAUUA
Molecule: messenger RNA, 1903 nt
Organism: Anolis sagrei ordinatus
Lineage: Eukaryota; Metazoa; Chordata; Lepidosauria; Squamata; Anolidae
Gene: REELD1
Product: reeler domain containing 1
Cellular component (GO): membrane
Source: RefSeq, a predicted model, not a curated record